AUGCAGAUUAGCAGAUUGUCAGCUGCAGCGUCUGCAGCAGCAUGGAGCGAGGGAGAGAUUGACGAGGACUGCUGCUCAUUGGAUGGCAUGCGAGAGGGGUACAAGGUCCUCCUGCAUCUUCUGAAGAUCCUUGAGGAGCACUCGCACGAGCCGGUUGAUGAGGAAAUGUCCGCUGACGAAGAGACAAAGGAGGUCGCUCCGGAGCAGGAUGACAUGGAGCAGGAGGUGACUGCACAACCCAGUGAGCUGGUAGAUCCGGUCAAGAGUCCGGAGGAUGGCCACACCGCGCCGCCAACGACCACAGCCCUCAGCCGCCCGCUCUGUGGACGGCGUGCUAUGAGCCUGGACAAUGUGGGCAUGCUGGAUGAGCAGGAUGAGUUGUUGCAGCAACGAGCCCUCAGUGACGGCGGCACACCGAGGGCCCCGCAGGCCUUACCAUCCUCCGAUGCCGGCAUGGCAGAGCGACAGGGACGGGAGGGCGGCCGCGAAGCAGGGAGGCCGACCAUUGCAAUGCCUGCGUCUACAUCCAUGACCAGGUCCUUCCCAGCAGCGUUUGUCCCGCUUCACACCACAGCUGAGCGACCGCUUGCAGAGUUUUCGGAGGACGCUUCCGCGCAAGAUGCGCCAGGGACGGAAGUGACGGAGGCCCCCCAGGAGAACCGCGCAGCAGACUCUCCACAAGGAGAAGAGGCAUGGUUCUCGUGGCUAGGCGCUCUCUAUGGCUGA
Molecule: messenger RNA, 726 nt
Organism: Symbiodinium pilosum
Lineage: Eukaryota; Dinophyceae; Suessiales; Symbiodiniaceae
Source: the annotation of a GenBank genome assembly